UUCUUUUGCCUCAUUUUCAGUCCUAGUUAUAACUCUACCUCCAUGAUAUCGCGGUUGAAUUGUGAUUAAACGUUAGCCAGUUAUCUAGCUGCUGUGGGCUGCUCUGUAUAACCGUAAUAAGGGAGUUGGUUUUCCUAGGAUGGCGGAGGCAUGUCCCGCCCUUCUCUGCUUUACUUUGCCUCUGAUUGGCUUGCCUUGACAUCCUCACCAGAAACCCACUCCUCUUGCCUAAACCUAACCAACCCAACCAACGGAGGCAACGAGUAGUAGCCAAUCAGAGGGAGAGUAGGGCGAGUCAUGCCAUUGCCAUCCUAGGAUUUUGUUAUUGUUGCUAACCGUAAACACAACACAGCUAGCGUUAGCCUCUCAGACAGAGCCUCUGACGUUAACUUAACAAACAUAAAAACGUGUUUCAUUUAACGUUAGCUCAUUUAAUAGCAACAUAACCAAGCUUUGGAGCAGCUGCCUUGUGUUUUUGCAUAAUAUAGCGAUAAACACUCUUAUCACAUUCAUUUUUAAUGUAGCUAAAACUAAUGCAGUGUAAUUUAACAGUAGUGCAAUAAGUAUGACUUUUAUAAAGGUGAUAAUGUUCAUUUUUUGUUAAAACAGUUUCAGAGGGGUGUUAAUUUAACUGUAUGGUGAUUUUGGAGUUUGUCGUUGUUUUGUAUUGUGCUGUAACGUUACUGGUAUGUGUGUAGUCUUUAGUUGAGAUAAAUGAGGUGGAGAAAUGAUUAGAAACACCUUUCAGCAAAAUGCAAUACAAUUUAAUACUACAGUCUCCAAAAUUACCAAUACAUGAUCAACACCAACGCUAGAGGGAUAAAUCAGGCGCACCGAUUUUAGCGUAUACUGUAUACUGAUAAAUCGGCUGAUAGGUAACAAGAAAUUGCAGUAUAGAAAUGCCCAAAUGUGUUUGACUCUGUCACCACUAUUAAAGUCCACCAAAAAAAAUCUCCUGUUCAGUACAUAUUAUUGUCACUAAGAAAAAAUCAAUGCUGUUUAUAGUUAUAUAACAUAUGGAGAAGAUCAAAUAUCACAAUAUUUUUUUACCAAAUAUUGCAACAAUAUUGUAGGGUUGACUAGUGGUGCUUUCACUAAAUAUUUACACAAUGAGAUUUUUGACAAUCAUCAAUAAUGUGACUAUAAUGAGUGGGCAAAUAAUAGAACAGAUAAAACAGUCAGGUACAUUUAGAGAACUACAUCACUUUACUGUAAUGUAGCCUUAAAACCAGGAAAAGACAACAUAUGAUAUUACGACCAAAAUCUAAGAUAAUAUCUAGUCUCAUCAUAACAGUAUUGAUAAAAUGGUCAUCUAUUGCCCAACCCUAUGUUAUAGUUUGUAAAAUACUCUGAUGUGAAUAAUGUUUCUGCUUAAACAUGAAUUUCCCACAUAACAAGUUAAAAAAACAAGCUCUUUCUUUCUAAUUGACAAAUUCUUAAUCCGGCCUUGCGCUAGUUUGUCCGGUGAAAGAGCAAUGUGCAUCAAGAUGGUUAGCGUAGAAGAAACAUAGGACAGUUUCAGUCAUACACGUUUGAGCCUCAGUCAGACCCAGACUCAUGCGGAGAUGAGGAGUCUGUUGUGCACCAAAUUCAGCGACAAGCAGAUGUAUCAGAAUGGCAAGCCGCAAAGAUGGAGUCCAGCGAGGAGGGAGGCCUCAGUGUCGGGGGCUCUGUGGGAGAGGAGAACUACUUCCUGGGAUACACCUUCACCGACCGCUCCCACUCCAGCCGGGUGGUGAAGAGCAUCAUGGACCUGUGUCUGGAGGACGGCCUGUUUGCUGAUGUCACCAUCACCGUGGACAGCAAAGAGUUUCACCUACACCGGCUGGUGCUCUCGGCACAGAGCAGUUUCUUCCGCACCAUGUUCACCUCCAACCUCAAAGAGUCCCACAACCGCUCUAUUGAGCUGAAGGAUGUCAGCGCCACUGUCUUUCAGCUGCUGAUUGACUACAUCUACCACGGCACGAUUAAACUGAGGGUGGAGGAGCUUCAGGACACCUAUGAGAUGGCAGAUAUGUACCAGCUGACUGCACUAUUUGAGGAAUGCUCCCGCUUCCUCUCACGCACAGUAGAGGUCAAGAACUGCCUGCAGGUGAUGUGGCUUGCAGACAGACACAGUGACCAGGAGUUGUAUACUGCAGCCAAGCAUUGUGCUAAAAUCCACCUGGCCCAGGUGCAUCAGACUGAAGAAUUUCUUAAUCUGCCUCUCUGUCUGCUCUUGGACAUCAUCAAAGAUGGAGUUCCGAGCUCCCAGAAUCCAACAAUGGCCAUCGAGUCGUGGAUAAACCACAACAAGGUAGAGAGAGAGGAGUUUUCUUGUAUCCUCCAAGAAAAUCUCAAGGAAAUCGGGGAAAAUGUCCACAUUUACCUGAUUGGUAAAGAGGAGGCGCGGACUCACUCCCUGGCUGUGUCGCUUCACUGUGACGAGGACGAUGCGAUCAGCGUAAGCGGCCAGAACAGUUUAUGCCAUCAGAUCACUGCAGCCUGUAAACACGGAGGUGACCUGUAUGUGGUGGGGGGGUCCAUCCCUCGCCGCAUGUGGAAGUGCAACAUGCACACCAUGGACUGGGAGCGCUGCGCCCCACUGCCCAGAGACCGCCUCCACCAUACAAUGGUCUCUGUCUCUAGUGAGGACGCUAUCUACUCUCUAGGAGGUAAGACGUUGCAGGACACACUUUCUAACGCCGUCAUCUAUUACACAGUGAAGGACAACAUGUGGACAGAGACCAGCCAGCUGGACACUGCAGUGUCCGGGGCUGCCGGUGUAAACCUGGGAGGUACCAUCUACCUGCUUGGAGGGGAGGAGAAUGACAUGGACUUUUUUACUAAGCCGUCUCGACUGAUUCAGUGCUUUGACACCGCCUCCCAGAAGUGCCAGAUCAAACCUUACAUGCUACCGUUCGCGGGAUGCAUGCACGCUGCUGUUCACAUGGAUGUGAUCUUCAUCGUAGCAGAGGGAGACUCCCUGGUGUGCUACAACCCUCUGCUGGAGAGCUUCACCCGCCUGCGCUUCCCUGAGGUGUGGAGCUGCGUUCCUUCACUGUGGAAGGUGGCCAGCUGUAACGGUUGCAUAUACGUCUUCCGGGACAAAUGUAAGAAAGGUGACGCAAACACGUUGAAGUUUAACCCGGCCACAUCUGUCGUCUCGGUUAUCAGAGGUAUAAAAAUCCUCCUCACAAACUGGCAGUUUGUUUUGGCCUAAACCAGCCUCCGGAUGUUCAUAAUGUGGUCCACACAGCUGCCACGGAGGAAUCAGGGAAGACUGUUGGAUAACUUACCAUGACUUCACUGUUUAGACAUCCUGUGAGGAGACCUGCUUUAAAUGUAUUUACUCAGCUGGUUUCUUUGUCACUCAUUCCAUUGUGACACCAGACCAGUAAAAACAGUUCAGCGGUGUGUGUCUUUUUCCUCUAUUAUUCCAGUGUUUCUCAUUGUGGACACUUAGAAGUAGCUGAGAAGUCAAACAAUUGAAGUCAUUGACAAUUGAUGCUGUAACCAGUGAUGAACUAAUCAACAUUGUUUCCUGUGCACGGCUUGUUUAUUGACACGCAUGACCAACUUCGGUGUAAAAACAUAAAACAUCCUUCGGUAUAUCGUAAGUAAAUAAAUGUAUCAUGAUGUUGUAGGUUAAAUAUUCUCAGAUGUCAAAUGUGCAUAAACAUGAUAACAGAGGAUGUUUUCUAACUUUUCAA
Molecule: messenger RNA, 3692 nt
Organism: Perca fluviatilis (European perch)
Lineage: Eukaryota; Metazoa; Chordata; Actinopteri; Perciformes; Percidae
Gene: kbtbd4
Product: kelch repeat and BTB (POZ) domain containing 4
Exons: 5
Coding region: 1631-3202 (523 amino acids)
Molecular function (GO): protein binding
Source: RefSeq, a predicted model, not a curated record